Molecule: messenger RNA, 2188 nt
Organism: Anopheles gambiae (African malaria mosquito)
Lineage: Eukaryota; Metazoa; Arthropoda; Insecta; Diptera; Culicidae
Gene: CAH2
Product: carbonic anhydrase 7
Exons: 7
Coding region: 683-1858 (391 amino acids)
Cellular component (GO): cytoplasm
Molecular function (GO): zinc ion binding; carbonate dehydratase activity
Source: RefSeq, a predicted model, not a curated record
UUGUUCUUUUCACCAACAACUCCAACUCGUAGAAGUAGUGCAGUAGUGUUGAGUUUUUAAAGGGAAACAUAUAAACCAGGGCGAAAGGCGGAUGCGAUCGGUUUUUGUUUUGUUGCUUAGGGUUUUGGCAGGUUGCGCGCAUACAUAAUGAAGCAUGUGGUGAGCAUUAGUGCAUUUUUGCAGACGAUCGUUCCUUCAGGCCAGAACACACACCCUCGUGCGUGCUUCAAUAUGUGCAAACACUUUCUGUAACUCUUCGUACGCGCGUGUGUGUAUGUGUGUGUAAGUGUGUGUAACGGUGAAUUGCAGCGAAUCGACUUCCGAAACGGGGUGAAAGUGUCGAUGUGCGUGCGAUUAUAAUCUAUUCUCCCUUCUCCUACAAACUCCAUUUCCCAUUGUUGUUAGGUGGGUGGGUGUCUGUGCAUCAGGUGCGCCGGCAGUUGGAUGAGGACUCUUGGACUACCAGUCUGCGGCUGCGACUGUCUGGGGGGAGACGGAGACGGUCCGUCAAUCGCCGCAGAACGCCGGACGGGGCAGUGGGUGUUGUGUUGGCUAAAAGUGUGAUCGAGCUGCGUGUGCAUCAAAGUGUGAUCGCGUACACACGGUGGUGGUGUUGACGGCGCUGACUACCAUUUAAGACGCUUCGCCGAAUAGCUUCAACCACCAAACCACCAACCAGCAUAUGAUGGCAGCGACUACCACUACGGCGACGACGACGACGACGAUGGCGGCUCGUGUCAGCCAUUGUAGUAGAAGCCACCGAAGGCGGGGCAGCAGUGGCGUUGGCGGUGGUGUUAUGCUAAUCGCAUCAAUUUUGGUAUUAUCAGUCCAUUAUGGCCACGCACAGGAUUUUGGAUACGAUGGCGAUAAAGGACCCUCCCACUGGGGUGAACAGUACAAUUCCUGCACCGGCAAGCACCAGAGCCCUAUCAACAUCAACUCGCUCGACGUGAAGAAGGUCAAUCUGCCACCGCUAGUGUUUCAGGGCUUUGAUGUUUCACCCCGCGAAACGAACCUCACCAACAACGGUCAUACCGUGGUCGUCACGAUGGAGUCCGAGGUAACGCCGACCGUGUCUGGAGGGCCGCUUACGGGCGUUUACGAGUACUCGCAGCUUCACUUCCACUGGGGCGAUAACGAUACGUUUGGCAGCGAGGACAUGAUCGAUAACCAUCGCUUUCCCAUGGAGCUGCACGUGGUGUUCUUCAAGCAGGAGUACAAAAACGCACGCACCGCCCUGAACCAUCCCGAUGGGUUGACGGUGUUGGCGUUUUUCUUCGAGAUCGCACCCGACGACAAUCCCAUGUAUCAGGAGUUUAUCGAGCUGCUGGGGAAUGUCACCGGUAGCCACCUUUCCGCCCGGUUCGAUACGCCGCCAUCGCUCAAGGACCUGAUUGCGGACGAUUUGCUGCAUUACUACACGUACGAUGGUUCGCUGACGACACCGCCCUGCAGCGAGGUGGUCACAUGGAUCGAUUUUAAGGAACCGAUCUUACUAUCGCACGCACAGGUACAAGCAUUCCGAGCGCUAGAAAAUGAGGAAGGACACCCACUGACACACAACUUCCGUCCGGUGCAACCGCUCGGCGAUCGGGUGGUGCUCUACAACACGGAUGAGAUUAUCAAGCAGGUCGAUCUGGAUGGUGAGCAGCCGGAGGAGCCGUCGGAAGCCGGCGUUGACACCAACCAGCUCGAUACGGGCCGGUCGGACGAAGCGCCAAAAGCACCCAGCGAUCCAAACGGCAGAAAGCAUCCGCGCAAUGCUGGCACACCAUCGAUCGCAACUCGGUGGUCGUCGGUGGCAGUUGUCGCGCUGUCAUUGCUAUGGACCGCUUUCCUUCGCUCGGAACGAUACUAAAGAACUAAAACCGAUCCUUUGCAGUUGUAAAUAUAGCGAAUAGAGUAGUAGGGAAGCACACGUUAGGGUUGUAAUAGUUAAUCCCGAGGGUGUUAGUUCCGACCGACACGCGUUACAUUGUUACCAGAGAGACAGAGAGCGAGAGAGAGAGAGAGAGAGCUACUAGUGAACCGUGAUACGAGCAGAUACGAACAAGAGGAAGCGCUAAUUAAGCACAAUUUUAAUGCCACAAACAAAACACAAACACAGAACAGAUACAGCUCGCAUGUAAGAUUUCUAGAAUAGAGCGCAUCGCUUAGGAAAAUUAUCAAAUAAACUAAUUAAAACGUA